This is a messenger RNA of Suillus discolor, 2512 nucleotides long. RefSeq lists its product as uncharacterized. The record is from RefSeq and is a predicted model, not a curated record. The coding region runs from base 22 to 2367 and encodes 781 amino acids. Gene Ontology annotation, molecular function: electron transfer activity; heme binding. Lineage: Eukaryota; Fungi; Basidiomycota; Agaricomycetes; Boletales; Suillaceae. The transcript has 7 exons.
UGGUACAUAGCGCUGCCAUGGAUGUCCAUUACCAUGAGGAGUUCACGACAAGGCCAUGAAAAUGCCAGAAAUUGUGAAUGUCACCCUAACAGCCGUGGGGCUUCCGUCGUCAGCGAGAACAUCAGCUUGGUCGGUGUCCAGAUUAAGGAGGUCCGGCCAUGGAUUCAACGGGACAUCGAACAGGCCAAGCAGUGCAAGGCAGAUGUCAUGCUGCAAGCCCUCCUACAGCGCGCCUCUUGCGCGCCGGAGACGAAACAGCCCGAGCUCCUGCAAAAGUGCCUGAAGGGAGUUUUACCUGUUUGCAAUGGACAGGUCUCCACUGGAGGCAUAUCCUCUUCGGGCAUCGAGACAGCACUGAAAGAAUACAUAUCUCCAGGAGCAGAAAAUAACCUCUACGGCCCUUUUAUUGAGGUCGCGAACAUCGCGCUCGCUUGUCUUGAAGAGAUCAAGGUCGACGGAAUGGGUGUUCCUGUUACCACCGUGGACAUGAUCUGUCAGCAAAACGAUAUGCCUAUGUACCAAACCCACCAGACGGUGAGAUCAAUUCGGAAGCCUGACGUCGUAAUUCUUCCCUUGAAUAGCACAUGUGCUCCCUUUGAGGAUGAUAACGGUGGCAAGAAGGGCAAACAAAAGGGCAAAAAGAAAGACGACCAGAAGAAUGCCACAAAGGACUAUCAGAGGCGCAAGGCUCGCAUGGUCAAGAAUGCAACGGAAAAGCCGCCAGCGCCACUCCCCUGGAUAGAUGUUCUGGCUUGCAUCGAGUUCAAGAGAAAGACCCCAGGGUGGACGAAAGGGAUCAAAUCACCUCCCUCUUCGUAUACAGUGACAGACCAUGUCCCUACCAAACCAGAAUAUCUGCCGGUGGAUCAUCUUAAGGCUCAAGCCCCGGCGCCAGACCCUUCGCAGGCUCCAGUAACACAACCUGUGUCGGACACUGCACCUGUUCGAUCUUUGGGCCUUACUGCUGCACAGCCUUCCAAGGGCAGGUUCAGCUCCAAGCGCAAGGCUGCAGACACUUUGCAAUCCGCCGGGAAAAAAUCAAAGGUCAACCUCGACGAGCCAGAUGUGACAGUUCAGACUGGUCUGUACGCUGCCGAAAUGUUUGCGGUCAAUCUUGCCGUUCAUCAUCUGAUCAAUUUUAUUGUCAUCGACGAUGUGAUCUGGACCUGGUAUUAUGAUCGCCAGGGCACCAUUCAAAGCUCAGGCGUCAACUUCAUUCAAGACCUCUCACGAUUCAUGGUGCUGUUGUAUGCCUUGCAACGCUUCAGGGCUCAUGAUUGGGGUCGAAACAGGGACUUCUUCCCAGUUCAAGCUGAGCGGAAACCAUGCUAUGAAUUCAAAAUCAAGGAUGAAAAACUUGGAGAGGUGGAUCUGCUCCUUCAUACCAGCCACGACGAAAGAGUGACGCACUACGGACUGCAAGGAAGGGCCACUAAUGUGGUCCUUGUCGCUAGCGAAGCGCUCAGGAAGAAACACGGCAACUUACAGGAUGGUAUGGUGGCCAAAAUAUUUUGGGGAGAGGCGGAUCGUACUAGCGAGCCGGAGAUCCUGAAAAAGGUCGAGGGGAUUGCUAAGGGGCACGCAACUGUCCAAGGUCAUGUUCCCGAGUUCCUUUGGUACCACACGUUCACGCAUCCCACGUCCGCCAUCCGAGAAGCGCUUGGUGUUCCGGAACCCACCACGGGCAGUCGCAUGCUCUACAUUCUUGUAUUCCGGAAGCUCCUACCCAUCACGAAGCUCUACGGCAAAGAGCUUUUUGAUGUCUGGCGUCAGUGUAUUUUGUGCCACCUUACUCUACGGAAGGAAGGGGUCUACCAUCGAGAUGUCAGCCCUGGAAAUUUGAUGUGGUAUUGGAAAGAUGGGAGGCGGAUUGGUGUCCUCAACGACUACGAUCUAUCCUCGUUGGCGAAUGACCGAGGACCUCGGGGCAACGAAUGCACGGGCACGGUGCCGUUCAUGGCGCUCGAUCUUCUAUCCGCCAAGGGUCAGCAAGGCGAAGUCAAACACCUGUAUCGCCAUGAUCUGGAGUCAUUUACGCAGGGAAUCCUUCUACCAGCGGAAUUGCGCCCCUUGGAUGAAUGGGCGACAUUAAACCCUGUGACAUGCGGCGAAAAGAAAUAUGUUUUUCUAAGUCACCUGCGAAUUCAUUAUCCCUCGGACAUCGAUUCACGCAUAGGGAUGUUUCUUGUGGAGUGUGUGGAGGUGCUUCGAGAAUAUAUCAGCCGUAGAUCGGCUCGGCUCGAUCGUCUAAUUGCCCGAGGAAUAGUCGAGCACUCCAACGACGAGGAAAUUGAAGAUAUCGAUGGGUUUCUACAUAUGUUUACAGACUUGCCGAGCUGGGUUGAACUCAGCAGCCUUUCGCAGUGAUUUUUUUGCUUGUACAUACGUUGCCUUUGCCGAUCGCAGUACGUAUAACCUCCAGUUGUUUAUGGGUAGAAUAAGUAUCGCAAGCGGCCACUUUACGGUGUAGAUAUCAUUAUCAGUGUGGUGAAUCACUGUCGCUCAUGCACAU